Aspergillus sclerotioniger CBS 115572 is the source of this 1734-nucleotide messenger RNA. RefSeq names its product NAD-dependent malic enzyme. Gene Ontology annotation, molecular function: NAD binding; malate dehydrogenase (decarboxylating) (NAD+) activity. The transcript has 8 exons. Gene Ontology annotation, cellular component: mitochondrion. Lineage: Eukaryota; Fungi; Ascomycota; Eurotiomycetes; Eurotiales; Aspergillaceae. Gene Ontology annotation, biological process: malate metabolic process; pyruvate metabolic process. The record is from RefSeq and is a predicted model, not a curated record. The coding region runs from base 1 to 1734 and encodes 577 amino acids.
AUGUCUGCAUUGCCGGGGUCCUCGAAAUUCAGUCACCUUCCCCGAGCUACGUCGGGGCCUCUGGUGUGUCCGUACGAGGGAAGAGAUGUUCUACAGUCAAGCCAGUUCAAUAAAGGCUCUGCAUUUACGGAAGAAGAGCGCAGAUCAUUCAAACUUCAUGGCCUCCUGCCUCCCAACAUCCAAACACUGGAAGAACAGGUUCAGCGGGCAUACGAACAAUAUAGUAGUCGAGACAAUGACCUGGCCAAGAACACAUUUAUGGCUAGCAUGAAGGUACAGAAUGAGGUUCUGUAUUAUAAGUUGAUUGACACACAUCUCAAAGAGAUGCUCAGCAUCAUAUACACCCCUACAGAAGGCGACGCGAUACAAAAUUAUUCUCGUCUUUUCCGGAAACCAGAGGGUUGUUUUCUCAAUAUCAGAGACCAGGACAGAAUUGAAGAGUGCCUAUCCAACUUCGGCGGCGGUGAAGAAGUCGAUUAUAUAGUUGUCAGUGAUGGCGAAGAGAUUCUAGGGAUUGGGGACCAAGGUGUAGGCGCCAUAUUGAUCUCGGUUGCCAAGUUGGCUCUCACAACCCUGUGUGCCGGAAUUCAUCCAGCGAGACAAUUACCCGUGGUCCUAGACUGCGGAACAGAUAAUGAAUCGCUUCUAAAGGACGAGCUAUAUUUAGGCCUGCGACAGUCGCGUGCCAGAGGCAAAGAAUAUGACCAGUUUGUGGAAAAUUUUGUAGCAACCGCCCGAAAGAUGUUUCCACGCGCGUACAUACACUUUGAGGACUUUGGCCUCCAUAACGCUAAGAGGAUAUUGGAAAAGUUCCAGCCGCAUGUCCCGUGUUUCAAUGACGACAUUCAAGGAACAGGCUGCGUUACGCUGGCUGCCUUGUUGUCCGGUUUCCACGUGAGUGAUGUUAAGUUGGAAGACGUGCGUGUAGUCAUCUUCGGAUCUGGAUCAGCGGGCACUGGCAUUGCGGAGCAGCUCGCCGACACUAUCGCAACUGAGACAGACAAAUCCAAAGAAGAAGCUUCGAAGCAGAUAUGGUGUCUCGAUAAACCGGGCCUUCUGCUCAAAUCCCUUGGGGAUCAGUUGACGCCAGCGCAGGUCCCUUACGCGCGGGACGACGAUGAUUGGCCUGGUGAAGGACCGCCCGAUCUGCUCUCUGUGGUGAAGAAGGUGAAGCCUCAUGCUCUGAUUGGGACCUCCACCAAGCCAAAGUCAUUCACUGAAGACGUUAUCCGGGAGAUGGCCAAACAUGUGGAGCAACCGAUUGUAUUCCCCCUCAGCAACCCGACCCGCUUGCACGAAGCACAGCCAGAGGACAUCAAUCAAUGGACUGAUGGGCGAGCUCUGAUCGCCACUGGAAGCCCCUUCCCCCCGGUUGAUCGCAACGGCGUAAAGUACAAGAUAGCGGAGUGUAACAACUCGACUUGUUUCCCCGGAAUCGGACUGGGAGCAGUUCUGUCGCGAACACGAACUAUAUCGAACAAGAUGCUUGUGGGCGCGGUCAAAGCAUUGGCAGCGCGGUCGCCGGCAUUGCAGGAUCCCAACGGACCUCUUUUACCUGAUGUUGGGGAUGUCCGGGAGCUUAGCAUAGACAUCGCCAAAGCCAUUAUCAAAACCGCGGUCAAGGAAGGGUCUGCCGAGGAGGAAGGUAUCCCCACGGAUGAGGAUGAGUUGGAUGAGUGGAUUCGAGCGCAGAUGUGGGAGCCGGUGUACCGACCCCUUGUAAAACCACAAUAG